Messenger RNA from Coffea arabica (coffee), 1533 nucleotides. NCBI's taxonomy places the organism in Eukaryota, Viridiplantae, Streptophyta, Magnoliopsida, Gentianales, Rubiaceae. The record is from RefSeq and is a predicted model, not a curated record.
AUGGAGGAAAAUAAAAACAGUAAUCUUGGAAAAGAAAAGCAAUCCGGAUCAGUGGAGGGAGAGAAUAAUCAUCAUCAAUCAAAGACUAAUCCCGUUUCCAUUGAUGGAAAGCUACUAGUGAAGCUGAAAUUUCCGAAAGGCGCCGAAGAAACUGAAGAGGGGCUGAGUGCUCAUGUUCAGGCUAGAGAGAACCUCAAGAAGCUAAAAUUCUAUAAGUCCAUCAAGUUUAAGAGAGAUGGAUCUAGUUCAGAUGCUGCUGCAAGAGAAACUAUUUGCGCAAUCUGUGGAAAAGAUUUUCCAUCAAGGAAGUCUUUGUUUGGACAUAUGAGAUGCCAUCCUGAUAGGGAGUGGAGGGGCAUGGAGCCUCCUAAAGAACAAGGAAAGAUCCCUCAUGACCAUCCUCAAUGUUUUUCUAAUCUUGAUGAUGAUGAGGAGGAGGAGGAGGAGGAAGAAGACGAGUCCUUGGACACUGAUAAUCACGCUGAUUAUCAUGUUGAUGCGGUGGCUGAUAACGUAGCUAUUUCCACAGUUGCAGAAGUGGUUGAUUUAACCAGGUCUAUGAGCAGCUGGUCGGUGAAGGGCAAGCGAGGCGGUGAAUGCCCUAGAGUUCUUCUGGAUACUUAUUCUGAGGAAGAAGAGCAGAAGAUACUUGAUGCUGUAGAUCAGCUCAUAAGCCUAGCUCAUAAGCAGAUCAUACACGAUGGUUCCUCGACCAGGAGAGGUCAAAUCAAGGAGGCUAGGAAUGGUGCUUCUGGCUUGAAGAAGAAAAGGGUUGAUGAUCAAGUCCAUCCAGCUAGAGUUAGAAGGGAUUAUCCUGUGAAGAAACGACAAUUUAGUGAAAUAGCCACAGAUUCUGAAGAAACCCUCGAUGGACUAUUGGACAAAGGUAAAAGAAAAGAUCCAAUGAAGCCUGAAUCGGGUAUUGAAAUAUCAUCAAGUAGUCAAUCCAGGCAAACUGUAAUAGGGAAAUGUGGGGGUCAAGAACAAGAGAAGGGGGCCAAAGACAACACCCAAGAAUUCAGAAACAGAAGGGGAACUUACCCUCUAAAUCAGAAGCUGGAUGGUGAGGAGAGUACCCCAGAAAAAUUUAGGUGCAGCACUUGUGACAAGACUUUCUCGUCUCACCAAGCUCUUGGGGGUCAUAGGUCAAGUCACAACAAGUUCAAGGCAACGGUUCAGAACACUGCUAAUGGAUCUUCUCCGUUUCCUUCUGGACACGGAAAUCGUGCUAAACCUGUCUCCCAAACUGCUGCUGAAAAUGAUGAAAUUAAACGGGUAGAUGCUUCAAAGUUUGCAGAAAAUAUUCAUGAAUGCACACUCUGCAAGAAAACUUUCCCUUCCGGUCAAGCACUUGGGGGUCACAAGAGGUGCCAUUGGCAAGGUUUAUCAAGCCAAGUUGCUUCUCCAGAAGCAGAAGAACCUCGCCCAUUGGUCAGAAAAGGUUUGCAAUUUGAUCUGAAUGAGCCAGCAGAAGAAGAAGAUGCAAAUGCAAGUGACUUGGGAAAUUCUAGUGGAUAUGCUUCUUGCUCCUAA